Messenger RNA from Ctenopharyngodon idella (grass carp), 7819 nucleotides. It is a transcript of the gene ptpn21, whose product is annotated as protein tyrosine phosphatase non-receptor type 21. Gene Ontology annotation, molecular function: protein tyrosine phosphatase activity. Gene Ontology annotation, cellular component: cytoskeleton. Gene Ontology annotation, biological process: protein dephosphorylation. The record is from RefSeq and is a predicted model, not a curated record. NCBI's taxonomy places the organism in Eukaryota, Metazoa, Chordata, Actinopteri, Cypriniformes, Xenocyprididae. The coding region runs from base 296 to 3922 and encodes 1208 amino acids. The transcript has 21 exons.
AUUCCGAGCGGAUGUGACGCAGCAGCAGGAGUGUGACCCGAGGAACCUCAAACAUGCGUCAAUCCCGAAAAAAACAAACUCCGCCAAAUAUCGGAUUAUUAUCUUAAACCCUUAUUCACACUCCAAAAACUCUCCAUGUUAUAAAUUAAGGAUAUAAUCAAUCAGAUAACCCAGCAGGGACUCAUGUGUUUGUCUUGUGGAGCCCUGUAUAAUCCAGCACCUCUCCAUGGAUUAAGCGCAGAGAAAAGCUGAAUCGAAUCAUUCUGCUCGAGGAAGGUCGCGGCACCGGUUCAACAUGCCCCUUCCGUUCGGAUUAAAACUCAAGAGAACCAGAAGAUACACGGUGUCCAGCAAAAGCUGCCUGGUCACCCGCAUACAGCUGCUCAACGGCGAGUAUGUGGAGUUCACGCUUUCGGUGGAGAGCACGGGCCAGGAAUGUCUGGAGGCAGUCGCGCAGAGACUCGAGUUACGCGAGAUAACGUAUUUCAGCCUGUGGUACUACAACAAACAAAACCAGCAGAGAUGGAUUGAUUUGGAGAAACCGCUGAAGAAACAGCUUGACAAGUACGGACUGGAGCCGACCGUUUACUUUGGGGUGGUGUUCUACGUGUCGACCGUCACCCAGUUACAACAAGAGAUAACCAGAUAUCAGUAUUAUCUCCAGCUGAAGAAGGACGUUCUCGAGGGGAAAAUCCCAUGCUCCAUUGAGCAAGCCAUCCAUUUGGCCAGCUUGGCUGUGCAAGCUGACCUUGGAGAUUUCAAUCGAUAUGAAUCCCAGGAAUUCCUUCAGAAAAUUGUGCUUUUUCCAAUGCCAUGGAUCCAGGACGAGAGGGUUGUGGAGGAGGCCACUCAAAAAGUCACCAUGCUCUAUCAAAACUAUCGAGGUCUGUCUGCUCCAGAGGCGGAGUUACUCUACAUGCAGGAGGUGGAGAAGAUGGAGGGCUACGGUGAGGAGAGUGUCCAAGCGAAGGACACUCAAAGCACAGAUGUGAUUAUCGGCUCUUGUCUGGAUGGGAUUUUUGUCAAGCACAAAAAUGGGAAGGCACCUCUCAUGUUUCGGUGGAAUGACAUUAAUAAUAUGACUCAUAAUAAGUCCUUCUUUGCCCUGGAGCUCGCCAACAAAGAAGACACAAUCCAGUUCCAGACCGAGGACAUGGAGACGUCCAAAUACGUGUGCAGAAUGUGGCUGGCGCGACACAAGUUUUACAAAAUUAACAACAGCAGUUUAGAGCUGUCUGAUGGCCCGAACUCUGAGGGCUCCCAGAGGUCCAUUCUCUCUCUUUCAUUUCCUCGCUUUCCAACCCUCUCUCGUCCCUCUGUGCCUGCUGACAAGGGACAAACUCAGCCCGCUCCUGUAAACCCCGUGAGGCGACGGUCCUCGACGAGAAUGUCUCUGCCAAAACCACAACCGUACAUGAUGCCACCUCAGAUGCACUUUAAUGGCCAUUACACCGAGCCGUACACGUCUUCGCAAGAUAAUCUUUACAUCAACAACCAGAAUGGGUUUUACUACCAUUCCCAAACCAGUCUGGACCGCUCUCCGCAUGAGUACAACGGACGUAUCCGGAACGGCAGCGUUUACAGCGCCCAAAGCACCAGCUCCCUGAACAAUCCACAGCACUACUUGCAGCCGUCGCCCAUGUCGUCCAACCCGAGCAUCACAGGAAGUGAUCUCAUGCGGCCGGACUACGUGCCUUCCCACCGCCACAGCGCCCUAAUCCCGCCGUCCUACCGUGCUACGCCCGAUUACGAGACGGUCAUGAGGCAGAAGAACCUCGGUAUGAUCCCGCCCGCCGAGCGCCAGAGCCACUCCAUGAGGAACCUCAACAUCAGCAACUCGUACGCCUACAGUCGACCCGAUCCGCUCGUGUACAGCCAGCCGGAGAUCCGCGAGCAUGGAGCGGGCCAGUAUCCGUUCCACCUCAACUACAGCUUCCACAGUCCCUCUCCGUACCCCUAUCCCACCGAGAGACGGCCCGUGGUGGGCGCCGUUAGCGUCCCCGAACUCACCAACGUCCAGCUCCAGCAGGCGCAAGAGUACCCGGCGCCCAACAUCAUAAGGAAUCAGGUGUACUGGCCGCCACCGCCGUAUCCCUACCCUCAUCCUCGACCCGCCAACAGCACGCCGGAUCUGUCCCGUCACCUCUACGUCAGCAGCAGCAACCCGGAUCUCAUCACGCGCCGCGUGCACCACUCAGUGCAAACCUUCCAGGAGGACAGUCUGCCCGUGGCGCACUCGCUGCAGGAAGUGAGUGAGCCUCUCGUCACGCCUCGCCGUCCUCACAUGCACAAGCGCAACUCCAUCGAGAUCGCCGGGCUGGCGUACGGACUGGAGAACAUGAGGCUGAAGGAGAGGAAGGUAUCCGCAUCUGCGGCCGAGACUCCGCCCCCGGUUGCCCAGGCGAUGACCCCUACAGCAUCUGGCCCUGACAUCAAUGUCGUCCUGGAUGUUUCGAAGUCUGAGGACGUGGUCAUCAAGGAGGACGUGUUCUACGGCCACAAAAAAUCCCUGUCUGACGCCACGAUGUUGGUGCACAGCAGCGGUGAGGAGGAAGAGUUUGAAGACGACAGCGGCCGUCACACACCCCAGUCUCAGGAUGCGGUAGGUGGUCCUGAGCAUCACAUGACACCGCUGGAACGGUCACUCGUAGAUCCGCCCGCUUAUCCAUUCAGCCACAGUAUGGACACGGUCCCGACGGGCCCUCCCGCAUACCAGGCCCAUCCAAUCAUCCGCAAACCAGAGGACAUGGGGCAGCUACCACCUCUUCGAGAGCCCGGACACAUGAUGCCCUCGAUGUCAGAGGGGGAUCUGAGCGGACAGGGACGCUUGAGACAGAAGAGAGACGUCUAUAAGAGACCUGUCUCUGAUGUACCACCUGCCAGAAGGAACAUCGAUGGCCUUCCACCAGCAGGCAUGAAGAAAGGACGCUCGGAGGUCAAGAAAGUGGGACCCCUGAAGCUGGCAGCUCUCAAUGGCCUGACCCUGUCCAGAAUGCCGCUGCCUGAUGAAGGGAAGGACGACUCGGAGAACGCGUCUAAUGAUGAGAGAUGUAAGAUACUGGAGCAGCGAGUGGAGCAGGGGAUGGUGUUCACAGAGUACGAGCAGGUGCCCAAGAGGCGGCCCAACUGUGAGUGUAGUAUCGCUCAGAUGCCCGAGAACAGCGACAGGAACCGCUUCCAGGAUGUCCUGCCCUACGACGACACGCGUGUGGAGCUGGUGCCCACCAAAGAGAACAACACGGGCUACAUCAACGCCUCACACAUCAGGGUUACAGUCAGAGGUAAAGAGUGGAGUUAUAUCGCAUCUCAGGGUCCGCUCUCCAGCACCUGCCAAGACUUCUGGCAGAUGGUUUGGGAACAAGGAGUUGCCAUCAUCGCCAUGGUAACAGCAGAGGAGGAAGGAGGUCGUGAGAAGAGUUUCCGCUAUUGGCCUCGUCUGGGCUCUCGCCACAACACUGUUACUUACGGACGAUUUAAGAUCACCACGCGCUUCCGUACGGACUCUGGGUGCUACGCCACAACCGGCCUGAAGAUCAAACAUCUCCUCACAGGACAGGAGCGAACCGUCUGGCACCUGCAGUACACAGACUGGCCCGAUCACGGCUGCCCGGAGGACUUUAAAGGCUUUCUUUCGUACUUGGAGGAGAUCCAGUCCGUGAGGCGACACACAAACAGCUCCAGCGAUCCAAAGAACACAAACCUGCCGGUUCUGGUGCACUGCAGUGCAGGGGUGGGACGCACUGGUGUGGUCAUUCUGUCUGAGAUCAUGAUAGCUUGUCUGGAACAUAAUGAGAUGCUGGACGUCCCGACUGUUCUGAACUUGCUGCGGCAGCAACGCAUGAUGAUGGUGCAGACACUUUCACAGUACACCUUCAUUUACAAAGUCCUCAUUCAGUUCCUGAGAAACUCCAGACUGAUCUGAGACCAGCGCUGGCACGGAGGAGACGUCCUCCGUCUCCCAUGAGCCCCCUCACAACCUCUCAGUCCGCCGGAGCCGUGAACGCAUCGCACCGGCAGCGGCGGCGCGGCUUCGCUUCCUGAGCGCUUCCUCGCAGUAUUAGUGACGGGGCGAGACACGAGCCGGGGCAAGUAUGAAGGACGCUGCGCCGCGCUCUCUUUAACCAGUAUUAUUCACAGAUUUCACUGUGGGCUUUUACACGUGAUCACGGAUGGCAGUCCCAGCACUUUUAUUUUGCUGUACAUAGACGCGAAUGAUGCAGCUCUGUUAUUUAAUACGAUACGCUGAACUGCAGUGGUUCUUUUAUACUGGGUUCCUCGUGGAUUUUAUUAGUUUACGCAUGAAGGUUUAGCGCGCCAAAAACGAAAACAGCAGUGUUUAAAGACGUGUGUGGAUUUGAAAUGGUGAACUUCAGUAGAAAUGAUCAGGUGAAUCUCACGAAAAGCCAGAAAAAAAUACAAAUUUGAUGGAAAAUGUUCUGAUGCCAAAAAAUGCCUUGUUUCUUUUCAUGAGAUUCACCUUUUUGCAUCAUGGGAUGGAUGUCACAGGACUCUGGGAGUUUGAAGUUUCACAUCCAGUGUUACAUGGCAUGUUAAAGCCAAGCUGUUUCUUGAGGUUUUGAUAACUUUAUGAAUGGGUUUCGCUGUUCAAACGUGUCUCAAGUUUGAAUGCGGCCAAAGACGGUUUAUCUGAUCGCAGACGCAACCUUUAAAUAAUUUACAAUAUGUAUUAAGAUUGUAUAUGAAAACUCUCAAAUGUAUUCUACGUAUCAUAAUCAGAAAGGCUUUCUUGUUGCAUUAGGGAUGUUUUUGUAUUUUUUCAGCUCUUUUAGCCACCAGCAUUCAAUAACCCGACGCACCAAAGAGCGUCACAGACUUGUGGAUUGGAGUGAACAAUAGUUGUGGGUAUUUUGUUAACGGUUUGUGACCUCACUAACUUACACACACCAGCUAUGAUGGUUUACCAAAGAAUUUUCAGCAUAUAUCGAGUUCAUUUACUUCUUAAAGUCUUAAAACACUGUGAAAUUGUGUUAACCAAGCAGAAAGUGCCAUAUCAAAUCAUUUACGCCCUUGGCAUUUUAAUUCACACAAUGUUUGAAUUGCGAUCAGGUGUUAUAAUCUUUAAUUAUGAUAAAGCGGCGCUGAUCGAUGUUACAUUCCACCGUAAUGAUGCUGUUCUUAAACCCAAACGUACCUGCAGUGCCCCACUCAAACAUUCAUUAUGACAGUUUAUUAAAAGUAUCCAAUUUUUGCCAUGGGUGAAUUUCACAAAAAAAAUGUCCAGGUCAUAUUUCGCUUCAAAAAACAAUGCAAAAAAAAAGCAAUUUAACCCUUGUGCGUCAAUUAAAAACAAGUUACACAGGUCCAUAGUGGAUAAAAAUGUGUCAAAAAAAAUUGAAGCUUGGGAGCACAGACUUAAGUUUGGUCUCAUUUUAAAGAAGACCCUUGGUAGAUUACUGUUGAUGUAAAAAAAAAAAAAAAAAAAAAAAAAAAAAAAAAAAUUAAAAAGUGAAACCAAAAAAAAGUUAGAGGUUUAAGUUUAUGAAAAUAAUUUAUGAACAUUAUUUUAUAUAAAAUAUAUAUUUUAUGAAACAUAUUGAACUCUAAAACUGCUAGAAAAUCUAAGCCAUAAAUCUAAACAAGUUGUGUUCCAAAUUUGAAGUUGAUAUCUCAAAAAAUGAGCUUUCAGUAAGAUUUUGUUUGGGCGCAGUACCACAUUUUAGAGCCUGUUCUCAUUAGAAAAACGUACCUGUGGGAAUGUUUUCGCGAGUCGCAAAAUACGUACCAAUAUGUACACAUGAAAUGUCCACUGAGUGGCGGCACUAAAAGCGUGUUCAUUUUUUGCCGGAACAGAUAAACGUGAAUAUGGUAUGUUUUUAUGACGUUGGUUAUUAUACGAAUCACCGCAGUUCUGAUUUGAAAUUUGUCCGGUGAGUGCUCCAUUACGUUUUAAAAUAACGUACCACCAACACUACACCUAAACCUACCCGAUAGUGUUAACAAAAGAAAAUGUGACAUAAAAAGCAUCCGUAGUCGUGCUUGUUUUUGAUCUCUCAUCUUUGAGCUCUUUUACCGUGACUCGUUUUUUUUACGAGAUUCAUACCCAAGGCUUCCUCGUCCUAAGUCCAACUGCGUAUCAGCUGAGCUACCGAGCGAGCUUAUGUCAGAAAAGCGAAACAUAUGGAGCUGGUUAAGCGAUGCAGAGUCCAAAAUAUAUUCGUUUACAAAUCAUGCACUUUAAUAAAAAGCGUUUUGAAGUCAUAACAUAAUAUUGUGCAAACAAGUCUUUAUUAAUCCAUUAUCUGACCCUGUAAUCGUAACUGUGUGUGAAAACGAUUAAAAGCGCUUGCUGUUUUACUGCCUCUAGUGUUCAUUUCUGUUGGAAACUGCAGUGAUAUGUAGUAUUGGUACGUAUUUUUGCGACUCCCACAGGCACGUCUUUCCAUGAGACCAGGUUGAAAUUUUACCAAUUAGAUGCCAGCAAAACUCCACUGGUACACACAAGCAGUAGAGUUUUUCUCUCUCAAAUAUUACAAGCACACACACAAUUUUUUUAAUACACACAUAUAAACCACACCAACACACCCACACAAUCAUAGCUGCAUAAUUUAUCUAAUUGGCUCUAUAAUGUGCAGAAGCAGAAAACAGGAAUAAAGCGAGUAUUGGCUUUAUAGGCCAAACCUGAGAAUAUCUGGUAAAAAAUUUAAAUUUUGAAGCCUUGCCAACAAAAUGAAAGCCUAUUAACAAAGAUUGCGUCAUUUUAUAGUUAAAAUGACCCUGGGAUUAAAAAUUGCAGUUUUAAUGGGUUUCAAUGGGGCCAUUUUGGUCCAAAAGGAACUAUUUUGUGUUACUAGUGUAAAAUAGAUUUAUUAAAGGAAAUGAGGGUGAAAUAUUAAAAUUCCAAUAAAAAUACACACCUGUACCAAAUUUUAUGCAGUUGGCAUUAACACAGGCAAAAUGAUCAAUAAAACAAAACUGAAAAAGACAGAAAUGUCCAUAAGGUCGCACAAGGGUUAAGUGCGUGCAAUUGUUGUACUGAAUUGGAUGUUUUACAGGAUAUUUAUAAAAAUAAUGUUGCAGAAACAUUAAUUGUCCCAAAAUAGGCUUUUUUUUUAAUGCAAAAUAUAAAGUAAUUAUAAUAUAUUUUUUUCUUUUGAUUUUGGGCUGAAAUAUGACCAUAAAUUCACUCUGAAGCUCUGAAUGGUGCGUAAAACAAUAGCAAUGUCCUUGUUUUGUUUUUGUUGUUUUUUUGUGAAGGACAAUCACUUUGUUUGACAUUAUAUUGUGCAUCUGAAUUCUGAAUAUCACUUCAUAAAUGAACUAAAACCUGUAAAGGUUAAUUUAAUCUGAACAUAUCUACAGGGUCGAGUUCCUCCAUCCACACGAUGGCUUGAAUCGGCAUUUAUCCGUCAGUACUAUAUGAGGUAAAAGUCAUUUAAGUGUUUUGGAGUAAAUGGUUGUAAAAGCACAAUGUCCUUUUCAUAAUUCAUGUUGAGUUUUAUUGCUCUAGAUUUAGGCAAUCUGCUGCGAGGUUUGCUCAUGUUACUAUGCGAGCGGACCGUGAUCAGUGUUCAUCUGAACUGGAAAACGGAAAUUCAAGACAAUAUAUGAACAAAGCUGAAAACUGGACUGUUAAAGCCCUUCCCAGAGCUGCUUUUUUGGAAUACAUGUAUAUUAAUAGCAGAUACUGUUUAUAUUGCUGAUUUUAAGUGUUAUUAACUUUUAACCACAUUAAAUUUGCCGCCGUCGUCAUGAGUGCGUGUUCUGAUGAUGUACAGCUGUCAGAAGAGCUAAAUUAUAUCCCAUUGUAAACAACUAUAUUUUUCAUUCAGAAAAUAAAUAUUUGAAGUUGUUAAAGUAA